This is a messenger RNA of Centruroides sculpturatus (bark scorpion), 2538 nucleotides long. Its product is annotated as protein DDB_G0276689-like. The record is from RefSeq and is a predicted model, not a curated record. The annotation marks the transcript as partial. The transcript is spliced from 8 exons. Lineage: Eukaryota; Metazoa; Arthropoda; Arachnida; Scorpiones; Buthidae.
UUCCCUAAAAAUUCCCUUUAUAUGUUUUACGUGCAGACGUGAAAUGGAUUGGCUUUUACACAUGUUUUUCAUACUUUGAUUAUUAAUAACAGAGAAGAAUGUUUGUAAAUGUGAUUUUUGAAACAGUGACGUUCAUUAUAAAUAAAUUUUUAAAGAUAAUUCAAGUGUUAAGUUAUGUCUGAUUAUAUUAUUUAAUAUUUGAUUAGAAAAGAAUGUCUGAAACUCGUUCUUUGCUUCCUCCUCUUCAAAGAAGUUUAAGAAAUGAAAUUACAGAUCGUAAAGAAUGGACUAAGAUCUUAAAAUCUCAAAAAAUGAGUGAACAAAAGGCUAUAAAUAGAUCAAAUUCAUUAGAAAAUGUACUUAAUUCUUCUGGAAACUUGAAAUUGAGAAGAAAUAGUGUUCCUGUUGGAAAUAAUUGUAACAACAACAACAACAACAACAACAACAACAACAACAACAUUUCAAAAACUGAAGAAAAAUCAGCUCAACAAACGUACACAAUUCAAAUUCCUCCCUUAUUUGGUGAUCAGAAAUUGUUUCUUCAAGGCUCACAAAUGUUGGAAACGUUAGCCCAAAUGUUACAACAGCAAAAAGAUAAUGAAAAUUCCAAUAAUCGAAAAAACACAUUAGAAGGCAGCCAAUUUAAGAAACUCAAUUACUAUCAUUCAAAGCUAAAACUAUUAUUAAAAGAACAAUGUUUAUGUAAUUUAAAAAAAGAAUGUAUUACACAUAUUCAAACAGCUGAGAAAUUUGUAGUUGAAAUUAAAGAAAUUGUUAUUAAUGAGUAUAAAAAAUUAAAAUAUGUUUUGGACACAAAUCUAUGCAAAAAUAGGUUUUUUAUUCAAGAGAGUGGGAUUUAUUUAGGAAGUGUUAGAUCGUUGAUAGAGAUGCUUAGCUUACAUGUUGGUCUGUGGCCUUCGUUAUUAAGAAGUUUUGGAAGAGCCCUUAAUAUACUUAAUAUUGGUUGGGAUCCAACCCUUGAUGUUCUUUUGACUCAAACUCAUAAGAUUUUACAAAAUUUAGAAAUUCAAGCUUUAUUCUGGAUACGUCGGAUUUUGGAUAUUGAUUUUUCCAUAAUUUGUAUCAUUGGGGGCCAAAUUAUACCGUCGGAUGCAUUACAAAAUGCAUUUCAAACACUUCAAAAUUUUAAUAAAUUAUUGAGAAUUGAUAAAAAUGAAAAUAUUUGUUUUUGUCAAGUACAUUGUAUUGAAAUAAAUAAGUUUUGUUCCAGAUGUAAGAUAGUUCCAUUUUCAUUUUUGGAAGCAAUUAAGUUGUUGGCAAACUAUGAAGCAAAAACUGCCGCAAGGAAGUUGUCGUCAUUUCUUGUAACCGAAUGUAAAAAAUUAUCUUCGGGAAAGCAAGAAGAAUUUGAAUGGGGGUCAAUGCUAGCUAAUUCAAAGGAUGCCACUCAUGUUAAAUUAAAUGGCACAUCUGAUUAUUUUUCAGCUUCUAUUAGUGAUGUAGCAUUUGGUAGAAAAACAAAUACUACUAAUACAGUUCAUAGUACUACAUUAUCAUCAGGAUCCAAUAAUGCAUCUGCUAUGAAUAAAGUUAUUAGUGAAUUACUUCAAAACAAUCAAAUGAUAUUAUUAAAAUUUUUAUUUGCUUUUGCAUGUGUUAAAAUCCAGCCAGAAAAGGAAAAUAAUUUUGCAAGUAUUCAACGAAACAAUCAAGAAUUUCAAGGUUCUCGUCAAAUUUGGCAGAUUCCAACAAAAUUAGGAUUUGAAGAUAGUACACAGUUAGAAAGAACUUAUUGGCAUCAGUUUUGGCUAGGGUUAACAGAAGAAACAAUAUCUGUUUUGACAAAUUUUUCAGUUACAUUAUUUGUUUCAAAAACUGAUUCAUUGUAUCCAUUAUCAUUUUCUUCAGUUGCAUUUCAAAAAGAAUUACUUAGAUUAUUGAAAGAUUUCAAAUCAGAUGGAGAUGCAACUGUAAAGUUGAUGGAUAUGUUGCAGAAAGUGCAUGAUAUGAUAUAUACUCAAAUAUGUUUAAUGGCAUGGGAUGAAAGAUUUUGUACAACAUUAGCAACAACUUAUUCUUCUCGUUGUGUGCCAAUUCCUCUGAUUGAAGGAACAGCAGGAACAAAUCAUGGAAAUUUAAUUUGUUCUAUUUUUGAACCAAUGGUUUCUUGUUUAUUGAUGUUAAUUCCAGCAGGUUAUUUUACUACAGCAUUCAAAAUUAUUUCACACAUAAACUCUACUUCAGAUUAUGCUAUUAGAUGGGCAAGAGACAAACGACAAGUUUUCCUCUCAUGCUGGAAUAUUCCUAUAUAUCUAUUAAUCAGUUGUUCUGAUUUAGAGUUAAUGACAAAGAUAUUACAGAAUCUCAAAUCUGUUCACUGGAGUAAUGAAACUAGUGAUGGGCCUGCUAGAAUUCAGUUAAAAGAAAAUUGGAAUAAUCUUUUAGAAAUUAUAUCUUUUAUGGAGAAUAUUGGAAGUCAUAUUUUUAAAGAAUUAAAUCAGAAAGCUUAUUCAUUUGGACUGCAAACAUUUGAAGAAUUAAUGCCUGCAAGAAGUUAUUGGAAAAAAUCAAAAAUUG